Molecule: messenger RNA, 2299 nt
Organism: Chinchilla lanigera (long-tailed chinchilla)
Lineage: Eukaryota; Metazoa; Chordata; Mammalia; Rodentia; Chinchillidae
Gene: Msr1
Product: macrophage scavenger receptor 1
Exons: 10
Coding region: 65-1360 (431 amino acids)
Biological process (GO): receptor-mediated endocytosis
Cellular component (GO): membrane
Molecular function (GO): scavenger receptor activity
Source: RefSeq, a predicted model, not a curated record
UCCCACAUGGGAAGAGGAAUGAGUUGGACACAUUUAGAUUUUGCAAACUUGUGGGUUGAGGAAAAUGCUAUUGAAACACAUUGCUAAGAAAAAUUUUCAACACAAAUGUGUCAUUUCCUUUCUUCAUGGACCAGAUGCUGAGAUACUAUCAGAUAAAGAUUUUAGGUUUCAAUUGCAAAGAGAAGGAAGUGGAGGAAUCAGUGCUGCCUUCUUUACAAUCCAAGCCUACCCACCCUGGGUGCUUGGGGGCAGUGCUCUGUACCCACACUCUCUGCAGUUCUUUUUCUUGCAAAGGCUCAGGAUGAAUACAAACAUUAUGGAGCGGCGGAAUAUCUUUCUUGAUCACCAGGAAGACGCUGAUAGUUAUUCAGAUUCUGUCAAAUUUGAUGCUCGUUCCAUGACAACACUGCUUCCUCCUAAUCCUAAAAAUGGCCUCCAAGAGAAACUGAAGUCCUUCAAAACUGCGCUGAUUGCCCUUUAUCUCCUUGUGUUUGCCAUUUUGAUACCCGUCAUCGGAAUAGUGGCAGCUCAUCUUCUGAAAUGGGAAGUGAAGAAUUGCACGGUUGCUUCAAUUCAUACAAAUGAUAUGUCUCAAAGUCUAGGAAGAGGAAAUGGCAGUGAAGAUGAAAUGAAAUUUCGAGAAAUUGUUUUGGAACAUAUCGACCACAGUGAGAAGAGAAUCCAAUACAUUUCUGACGCACAAUCCAAUUUCAUAGAUUCAGAACAUUUCCAAAAUUUCAGUGUGACAACUGAUCAAAGAUUUAAUGAUGCUCUUCUGCAGCUAAGUACCUUAGUGUCCUCAGUCCAAGAACAUGGGAAUGCAAUAGAUGAAAUUUCCAAGUCCUUAAUAAGUCUGAACACCACAUUGCUUGAGUUGCAGCUCAACGUAGAAACAUUGAAUAGAAAAGUCCAAGAGACUACACUGAAGCAACAAGAGGAUAUUAGUAAAGUGCAGGAGAGUGUAUACAAUGCAUCAGCAGAAAUUAAGUCUCUGAAAGAAGAACAAGAGCAUGUGGAACAGGAAAUAAAAAAAGAAUUGAAAGUGCUGAAUAAUAUCACCAAUGACCUCAGAUUGAAAGAUUGGGAACAUUCUCAGACAUUGAGAAAUAUCACUUUUAUUCAAGGUCCCCCCGGACCCCGAGGUGAGAAAGGAGACAGAGGUCUCACUGGAGAAGUCGGUAGACCCGGCAUUCCAGGUGCAAGAGGUCCUCCAGGUCUUAAAGGUGAUCGAGGAGUAGCUGGCUUUCCUGGAAGUAGAGGCUUACCAGGACCACCAGGAAUUACGGGCAGGCCAGGAAAUCCUGGACAAAAAGGCCAAAAGGGAGAAAAAGGCGGUCAGAGCACAUUCUGGUCUCAUUAAGUCACUAAGUUGCCCAGGUGGUACUUGAACUUGCAACACUUCUGCUUCGACCUCCCAAGUACUGGAAUCCCAGGCACCACUGCACCCGGCUAGCACACAGUAAUCAUGAUGCUUUCAGAGUUGAACAACAUAGAGUCUUCUGUGUCUUCCCAGAAUAUUUAGUGAUAGUUCAUGAUGAUUAUUGUUAUUAUAUUAAGAUAACAGAAACAUCAUAACUUUUAUACUCUUUGUGUUCAUUUAUUCUUUAAAGCACUUAUUUUUGUCUUUGGUAUACCUUUUAUUUCCCUUACUUUCUUUCACUCAAUUUAAUUUCAGCUGAGCUCUUCUAAGUCUCGCUUCCCUACCUUUAUGUGUGUCUUUAUCUGUACCUUUAUUAUUUUUUAAUCUUUUAUUCUUCAUUUUUUCCCCUGAGGCUUUCUCUGAGCUUCUGAACAUUGACUUUAGUUGGAUUUAGCAAGUAAGGAACCUCUUUAUGUUUUUUGUGUGUAAACUGAGUAGCCACCCUGGUACCUGGGGUUAGUAAAUGCUUGGAACAUUUUUUAAAGCCAUGCUCAGAAAUGUCAGUUACAGAUUUUUCGUGGCUACUUUAGAAAUUAUGUGUGUUCUUUUCUGGAAAAGCAAUGAGGCUAUUUACAUAUACAGAUUCUUCUCUAUGCCCACCACACAGACAAUGCAUAACACCACAAUGUUUCAAAAAAGAAAUAUCAUAUAUAUGCACAUCUAAUAUAAUGUGCGCUGCAUUUUCCAUGUUUAAUAUAUGUUAUCUGUCCUCAUUGCAGAUGGCUCCAUCACUUUUCUUUUAAUUACUAUGUAUUACUCCAAUAUUCUUUUAUAUAGCAAUUACCAGGACAAGACCUUUCAAGCCCCUUAUUGUGAAAACUUACUGAUUUUUGUUUGCCUUGGUUUGGCUUUAAUAAACAAUGCUUCAUUUCGCCUUCA